UCUGGGAUACUUACAGACACAGGCUGGAUUUGGGGGCAUCAAUCCUGGAGGGCUGUGGACAGGAAUUACAAGUUUAGGACUGGGCAGCUGAAAAACCUUUCUGAAAGGGAUUAGGGGGCCCUGCGUCCAGAAGGCUCAGUGAAGCUUUAUUGAAUGAAUGAAUGAAUGAAUGAGGUGUGUAGGCAGCACGUCACCUCUUCUCUGAGUUCCAGUCUCAGGCCCUGCUUUCUCACCCUUCUUACCUGGUACCUGCAGACCCCUCCUUUACCUUCAGUUGCCCACCUAGCACCUGAUGCCCGUUGAUCACCUGCCAGUCUGUGUCCCACCUGGGUGACUCAGGGGCACACCGCAUGCUCCUGAGAUGGAGCGCAGGUCUCAUUUGAAAGGGCGAUCAAGGUGCUGGCAAAUGCUAGGGGUCUCCCCUCUGCCCCGUUAGCCCCACCUGCGCCUGUGCUCUCUUCUUCACCAUAAUCCUCAGUCUCAAACCCUUUUCCACCCCAGGACCAGGAGAGACUGACUCCACAACACCUAAGGCUCCUGUAACUGGUGGGGGAAGCAGGCUUUGUGUUUGUCUUUGUGAAUAACCCCAGGGCAGGUGACUUCAAACCCCAGUUUGUUCAUCAGCUAAAAGGAGGUUCCACUGACAAGGGGUGUGAAAGCUCCCUGAGGGUGACCAGAGGUAGGGGCCUUGGUCCUUGUCCCCCCCACCCAAUAAGUCAGGCCCAUCCUCCUUCCAAAGUCAGCUGGAAGGUCAGCGGCUCCUCCUCCCCCCUCCCCCAGUCCUGGAGAAGGAAGAAAGAAGUUACUAAGUUACUGGCUACAGCAAUGCUAGUCUUUGGGGUGGGGCUUCCAAUACCCCCACCUGCAUCACUCUGGUUCUCCUGAAGGAGUAGACAAGGGCAGCCCUCUCAAUGCCCUCUGGGUGGGGUGUGUGGCUGCUUAUUGCUGGUACCCCCUGCAGCCUGUGUCUUGUCACGCCCCCUCACCCCUAGCCUACCCAGAGGCCAUGCAGCCCCGUGGCAGGUGUAUUUCUGGGGGGAGCUGCAGCAAGCCCCCUGUGGCAAUAGGGAACCUCCUACAGCCUGCUCCUCCCUCUUCACACCCCCUUGGAGUAUAAGGAGGGAACUGACAGCCCAGACUCCUCGGCUCCAGAGAGGGGAAGGGAAGGCAGAGGAGGCAGGGGUAGAGAGACCAGCUUGGGGGCGGCUGGGUUUCUCCUGUCUUUUGCCCCUCCACCUGGCACACGGGGCCCAGCCAUGGGGACCUUCAACCUGUGGACAGACUACUUGGGUUUGGCACGCCUGGUUGGGGCUCAGCGUGAAGAAGAGGAGCCAGAGACCAGGCUGGAUCACCAGCCAGAAGCAGUGCCCGAACCGGGGGGUCAGCGACCCAGCCCUGAAUCCUCACCAGCUCCCGAGCGCCUGUGCUCUUUCUGCAAACACAACGGCGAGUCCCGGGCCAUCUACCAGUCCCACGUGCUCAAGGAUGAAGCGGGCCGGGUGCUGUGCCCCAUCCUCCGCGACUACGUGUGCCCCCAGUGCGGGGCCACCCGCGAGCGCGCCCACACCCGCCGCUUCUGCCCGCUCACCGGCCAGGGCUACACCUCCGUCUACAGCUACACCACCCGGAACUCGGCCGGCAAGAAGCUGGUCCGCUCGGACAAGGCGAGGACGCAGGACCCUGGACACGGACCGCGCGGAGGAGGAGGUGCCUGUGCAGGUUCCAAAGGUGCCAGGAAGUCUUCUGGAACUCCUCCCUCUUCCUGCUGCCCCUCUACUUCUGCCUAAGGAGACUGGCGUGGGCAGGAUGACGCCUUCACCUGGGGAUGGGGACCCAGGCUCAGUGGAGGCUGGGUUUCAGGGAAGACCCACCCUCCGAGGAUCUGCCCCUACACGGUGCCUCCAGCAUGGGGGCUUGGCAAAGGAGCCGGGUCUGGGACCACCGCCCAAAGCGCGCCCGCCCCCGUCACUGAAGGGGGUGGUCCUCAGGCACCCCUGCCCUUCUUCCCCAACGCUGGGCAGCCAGUCAGCGCUCAAUAAAUGUUUACGAAUGGAUCAGCGUCA
Messenger RNA from Bubalus bubalis (water buffalo), 2063 nucleotides. It is a transcript of the gene NANOS3, whose product is annotated as nanos C2HC-type zinc finger 3. NCBI's taxonomy places the organism in Eukaryota, Metazoa, Chordata, Mammalia, Artiodactyla, Bovidae. Gene Ontology annotation, molecular function: zinc ion binding; mRNA binding. The record is from RefSeq and is a predicted model, not a curated record. The transcript has 2 exons. Gene Ontology annotation, biological process: negative regulation of translation; oogenesis. The coding region runs from base 1257 to 1787 and encodes 176 amino acids. Gene Ontology annotation, cellular component: perinuclear region of cytoplasm.